AUGUCUGAAUAUCAACUUCACAAUAAGGGAAAAUUAAAGCUGAAAGGCGAAAGUGAUAAAUCAAAAAAGCGAAAACAUAAGAAAGAAAAGAAAGACCGUGAAGAAAAAAUACAAAAAGCAGUUAUAAUAGACGAAGACGCCAUUAACAAUGGAGGCUGGUGGAUAUGCAAAGAAGUAUCUGAAAUUACUGGCUCAAUUGUAAUUCAAUUCGGUGAGCAUCGUUUUGUCAAAGCUCUUGAUGAUGGAACGUUUACACUCUCAGCUCCACAUCCGAAAGGCGAAGGACCCUCGUUUGACGAAGAAUUCAGUUCAUUUAUUGUAAAUGAAUCUAAAAUAUACAUUAAAUCGGGAUACAACAAAUAUUUAAAGCCCGAAGCUGAUGGAGUCAUAACUGGAAGGUCUGAUGCUGCAGGAGAAAAAGAAGCGUUUGAACCUAUUUGGGAGAAUGGAAAGAUGGCUUUAUUAGCAGCCAACAACAGUUUUGUGUCUAUCGAUGAAGAAGAUGAUGCUCUUGUGGCAAUUCGUAAAGCUGUGGGUCCAAAUGAAGUUUGCAUUAUCAGAAGCAAUGCUUAUCGUGGUGAAGUUGUUUCAAGCAGUGCACCAAUUGAAGAGAAAAUUGAGGAUCUUAAACAAGUUGAGCUAAACUACGUUAAAAAGUUCCAAAAGUUCCAGGAUAAGAGAAUUAAACUAUGUGAAGAUGACAAAAAGGAACUGAAAAAAGCAAAGGAAAGCGGAAAACUUCACGAGUCUUUAUUAGAUCGUAGAUCAAAAAUGAAAGCAGAUCGUUAUUGCAAAUGA
Molecule: messenger RNA, 798 nt
Organism: Clunio marinus
Lineage: Eukaryota; Metazoa; Arthropoda; Insecta; Diptera; Chironomidae
Source: the annotation of a GenBank genome assembly